AAAAUGAAGACUGAUAAAAUAAAUAAAUUAAUUAAUGGCUCCGCCACCUCCAAAGAAACAAACGGUGCGGCAUUUCACGGAUCCGAAACACCCGCUCCACCUCGUCACCAUCUCCGAUGAAUUCCUAUGCAACGGGUGCCGUGAGCUAGGUCACGGCACCAGGUUCCGUUGUGAAGCCUGCGAUGUUAACCUCCACGAGUUCUGCGCCACCUGUCCGGCCACGAUCCGAUCAUCGGUUCUCCAGACCGAAUACCCCCUAACCCUAGUCAACGAGCAUCCGUUGACCGAGCGGAUAUGCGACCUCUGCAGGGACCCCAUCGAAGGGCUCCACUACUCGUGCCCACCGUGCGCCGUCGAGCUACACCCGCUCUGCACCCAGCUGCCGCUGCACGCGCGGCUCUCGCAGCACCCGGAGCAUCUUAUGAAACUACAGACCGGGGAGCUUGCCACUUGUACCAUGUGCUUGAUAAGUUGUACGUCUUGGAGGUACCGAUGCGAUGCGUGCUGCAUUGAUAUCCAUCUGGAGUGCGUUUCUGGAGAUCGAGCUCAUGAAGCCCCGGCUGUGGCGCCGCUGAUGAGUCGGAAGCAUAGCUCCUCUGUUACGCCGCCACCGCCUCUUGGGAUCCCGAUAUCCGGUGAUGGUGGUGACGGUGGUGACGGUGAUGGCGGUGACGGUGGUGAUUGUGAUGGUGACGGUGGUGACGAUGAUGGUGACGAGAUGGAAAUUCCAGAAGAUGAGGUUGAUGCGCUGACAAGCAGCGGAAAGAAAAAAGGGAGAAAACGGAAGAUUUUUGGUAUUUUGGCUAGGGUUACUUUUGCAGCGGCGACAACUGCCGUUAUUGGAGUUCCUUUGACACUUUAAUUCAGAGUUUAAGUAUGUUCGUUCAAGGUACGUAAAUAAGGAUGCGAUGUAUUCCAAUAUGCAUCCAUGAUCCAUCGUUUAAAUUGCGUACGUGUAUAAUUAUGUUGUGUGGUGUAUGCGCUCAUGGCCAUACAAUGGUAUAUAGUAAGAGCUGAUGAUGGAGGUUAAUUCACCGCAGAUUCGAACCCGUGUGGGGUUCGUACCUAAGAAUCUUCUCAUUCGGUGCACAUCCAUCGAUUUGCAAUCUUC
Molecule: messenger RNA, 1111 nt
Organism: Erythranthe guttata (spotted monkey flower)
Lineage: Eukaryota; Viridiplantae; Streptophyta; Magnoliopsida; Lamiales; Phrymaceae
Source: RefSeq, a predicted model, not a curated record